AUGGGCAGAGUCGCAUUUGGUGAAGCUGCCCCGGCGCCUGCGACCGCCACCUCGGGUCAGAUCCCCGGGUCCGCGUUCGGACCCGAGCCCAAGAGGAGGCAGUUCGGGACGCUGCUCCAGCCCACGGUCAACAAGUUCUCCCUUCGCGUGUUCGGCAGCCACAAAGCUGUGGAAAUCGAGCAGGAGCGGGUCAAGUCCGCGGGGGCCUGGAUCAUCCACCCCUACAGCGACUUCCGGUUUUACUGGGACCUGAUCAUGCUCCUGCUGAUGGUGGGGAACCUCAUUGUGCUGCCCGUGGGCAUCACCUUCUUCAAGGAGGAGAACUCGCCGCCUUGGAUCGUCUUCAACGUCCUCUCUGACACUUUUUUCCUGCUGGAUCUGGCGCUCAACUUCCGCACGGGCAUCGUGGUAGAGGAGGGCGCUGAGAUCCUGCUGGCUCCGCAGGCCAUCCGCACACGCUACCUGCGCACCUGGUUCCUGGUUGACCUCAUCUCCUCUAUCCCUGUGGAUUACAUCUUCCUGGUGGUGGAGCUGGAGCCACGACUGGACGCUGAGGUCUACAAAACAGCGCGGGCCCUACGCAUAGUGCGCUUCACCAAGAUCCUCAGCCUCCUGCGGCUGCUCCGCCUCUCCCGCCUCAUCCGCUACAUACACCAGUGGGAGGAGAUCUUUCACAUGACCUAUGACCUGGCCAGUGCUGUGGUGCGCAUCUUCAACCUCAUCGGGAUGAUGCUGCUGCUCUGUCACUGGGACGGCUGCCUGCAGUUCCUGGUCCCCAUGCUGCAGGACUUCCCUCCCGACUGCUGGGUCUUCAUCAACCACAUGGUGAACCACUCGUGGGGCCGCCAGUAUUCCCACGCCCUGUUCAAGGCCAUGAGCCACAUGCUGUGCAUUGGCUAUGGGCAGCAGGCACCAGUGGGCAUGCCUGAUGUCUGGCUCACCAUGCUCAGCAUGAUUGUGGGCGCCACCUGCUAUGCCAUGUUCAUUGGCCACGCCACCGCCCUCAUCCAGUCCCUGGAUUCCUCCCGGCGUCAGUACCAGGAGAAGUACAAGCAGGUGGAGCAGUACAUGUCCUUCCACAAGCUGCCAGCCGACACACGGCAGCGCAUCCAUGAGUACUAUGAGCACCGCUACCAGGGCAAGAUGUUUGAUGAGGAGAACAUCCUAGGCGAGCUGAGUGAGCCACUUCGGGAGGAGAUCAUUAACUUCACCUGCAGGGGCCUGGUGGCCCACAUGCCGCUGUUCGCCCACGCGGACCCCAGCUUCGUCACCGCGGUGCUCACCAAGCUGCGCUUCGAGGUCUUCCAGCCGGGGGACCUCGUGGUGCGUGAGGGCUCCGUGGGCAGGAAGAUGUACUUCAUCCAGCAUGGGCUGCUCAGUGUGCUGGCACGCGGCGCCCAGGACACCCGCCUCACUGAUGGAUCCUACUUUGGGGAGAUCUGUCUGCUGACUCGGGGCCGGCGCACAGCCAGCGUGCGGGCCGACACCUACUGCCGCCUCUACUCACUCAGCGUGGACCACUUCAAUGCUGUGCUCGAGGAGUUCCCCAUGAUGCGCCGGGCCUUUGAGACUGUGGCCAUGGAUCGGCUGUGCCGCAUUGGUAAGAAUUCCGUCCUGCGGCGGAAGCGCUCCGAGCCAAGUCCGGGCAGCAGCGGGGGCAUCAUGGAGCAGCACUUGGUGCAACAUGACAGGGACACGGUUCGGGGUGUUCAAGGCCUGGCCCCGGGCACAGGAGCUCGGCUCAGUGGAAAACCAGUGCUGUGGGAGCCGCUGGUGCACGCGCCUCUGCAGGCAGCCGCCGUGACCUCCAGUGUGGCCAUCGCCCUGACUCACCAGCGGCAACCCCUGCUCCUCUCCCCCGACUCUCCAGCCACCCUCCUUGCUCGCUCAUCAGGCUCCCCAGCCUCCCCGCUGGUGCCUGUUCGAGCUGGCCCUCUGCUGGCCCGGGGGCCAUGGGCAUCCACCUCCCGCCUGCCUGUCCCACCUGCCCGAACCCUCCAAACCAGCCUAUCCCAGGCUGGGCGCUCCCAGGUGUCCCUGCUGGGGCCUCCCCCAGGAGGAGGUGGACGUCGACUAGGACCUUGGGGCCGCCCACUCUCAGCAUCCCAACCCUCCCUGCCUCAGCGGGCAGCAGGCGAUGGCUCUUCUGGGCGGAAGGGCUCAGGAAGUGAACGCCUGGCCCCCUCAGGGCUCCUGGCCAAGCCUCCAGGGAUAGCCCAGCUCCCCAGGCCACCAGUGCCUGAGCCAGCCCCCCCUAGGGGCCCCCAGCUCUCUGCCAACAUGUGAAACCCCUAGGUAAGCUCUCAGGUGCAGUAGUGAGUACCUGAAGGCAGACGCCUCUUGGGGAAGGCCAAGGGGACCUGAAACACUGCCUAUGGGAACAUCUCCCCUUACUGCCAAAACGAUCGUUUCUGUCCUCAGCUCAGGCACCCUGCAGCCUCCUCGUCCACUCGCCCAUUCAUCAAAUGUACUGAGCGCCUGCCCUGUUCAUGGCACUGCCUCCACUGCCAAAUAGAAGUGACUCCAAGCCCUCGGCGAAGGUGUUCCCCCAGCCAUGGUCCUGCCAGGUGCAGGCCCAGGCCCGUGAUCCCUCCUUAUUAAGCACAAGUACUUGCCACUGCCAUCACUGCCAAGUAGCCAGAUGUCUGUUUCUCUGCCCAUGACCCUGCAGGGUCUGCCUGGAGGGGCUAUCUUCCUGUCCCCCUAGCAUAGCCAGCCGAUUACCUGUGCCCCGCGCUGUCAACAAAUGUUUAGGGUCACCAGUGUGGGGAUCCACCUUCACUGCCAUGUGCAGGACCUCCUUAUCUAUACCCCUGGGUGGGAACACGUCUCCUGCCCAGUUCCCUGCACUGUCUCUCGUAGAGCUGUCUCUUUGUAAACUGGGAGCCACCUCCUCCCUGUGUCCCUGCCCCGCUGGUGUCCCCCUUGAAGCGAAGGGAUGUUCGGCACCUCCUUAUUUAGUGUACCAGCCUAGAUCCCCAGGUGAGGGCAAGCGGCUGAAUCCUUAGAUGGCACUUUUCCUUUUCUUCUUCCCUGCCUUAUUUAUUUAUUUAUUCAAUUAUUUAAUAAUUAUAUUUAU
Molecule: messenger RNA, 3079 nt
Organism: Myotis brandtii (Brandt's bat)
Lineage: Eukaryota; Metazoa; Chordata; Mammalia; Chiroptera; Vespertilionidae
Gene: HCN3
Product: hyperpolarization activated cyclic nucleotide gated potassium channel 3
Exons: 9
Coding region: 1-2286 (761 amino acids)
Biological process (GO): transmembrane transport; potassium ion transport
Cellular component (GO): membrane
Molecular function (GO): voltage-gated potassium channel activity
Source: RefSeq, a predicted model, not a curated record